AUGGACCCGUCUCAACCUGGCUCUGUUUCUCUCGACUCCUUCGUCACAAUGAAUCAGCGCCUGGAUCAACUCUACCACCUCGGCGUGCUGAGGGUCAAAUUGCAAGCAGACGAGCAAGGCUUUCCCACAUUCGUCGCCAUGCCUGAUAAGCCUCUCGGGUUUUCGGUACCAACGAAUUACGACCGAAGAGAUCUGUCAGUGACGCUUAAACACUUAUUUACGACGACUGGGGAAGAACGUAUUGUUAAGGCAACCCUCGCAGCGUUCAGGGAUACUGAGUUUGUUAUUUCACAAGAUUUCGAACUCAUGAACGAUUUUUUGGCAAAGUCGACCACGUUUGCCACGGCUCAGCAGCUGGCGGAUGGCGGGCACACCCUUACCAGGUGUCCUCAGGCUAUGGCCCGCAUCAUUAGAUAUGAUGGUGGCAUUGAGGAUAAACAGUGGUGGUGGGACAGCAUCGCCCACGAUGUCAAAGAACGAUAUAACCAAAAGUCCUUCUACCUGAUCAACGGAUUUUCCGACGAAAUGGCCCGAGCAAGAGACGAAAAAGGGCGCGCUUAUGCCGUGGGGAAUGUGGCACAGGCAGCCAAACAUGUGAAAGAAUUCCUGAAAUGGCAACUUAAUGCUGAUUUGAUGAGGGCUAUGGAAGACGCGAUGAACGGUUUUCAGUGGUCAUCAUCCCCAUCAUCCGAUGACCAGUCAAUGCGCUCGGAAGAGGCUUAA
This is a messenger RNA of Fusarium verticillioides 7600, 723 nucleotides long. RefSeq lists its product as hypothetical. The transcript is spliced from 2 exons. The record is from RefSeq and is a predicted model, not a curated record. NCBI's taxonomy places the organism in Eukaryota, Fungi, Ascomycota, Sordariomycetes, Hypocreales, Nectriaceae. The coding region runs from base 1 to 723 and encodes 240 amino acids.